GAUGGUAUUAUAAUCGUUCCUCUUCUUUCAUCUCGUUUCAUUUAUAUUUAUUUUUUCGGCCAUUUGCACUUUCUCCUAUUGUUUUAAAACAUUUUCGUUCCGUAUUUAUUUACGUUCGGUGGAAUUUUCAAAAACAAAGCAAAUUAAUUGCGUACCAGUGAGCAUGUGCAAAUUCCAAGAUAUAAAGCAAUUUCGUGUAAAAUCAAAAAAAUGUUUUCAAUUAAAUUUGUUGAUUGGAACCAUUGAAGCAUAUAGCGGAGGUUGUCAAACAAUAUAUGUUAUAAUAGAAGAUACACCAUUCCACCUAACUUAUUUUAACACACGAAAAAAAUAAACAAAUGUUGUGAAGAUGAGCUCGUUGUUGGUAGUAGUCAAUGAUUUUACCCAAACAAUCAGUGCCAAUUUAAAGCGGUAGUGAAGGGAUAUGAAGAUGACUGCAACGGUAUAUAUCAUAUCAUCCAAUGUGUAUUUUGUUACAAUAAAAUCGUGAGCUUGCAUCAAUUGAAUUAAUUUGCCAAUCGAAAAUAGUUAUAUUCAACGCGAUCCAAAAUAAACUCUCUCGCAACAAAAGUUAAUCGAUUUCGUUUUGAAUUCUGAUGUUUAGUGAUUGUUAACUUGUUGAACGAGUCAAGCAAUUCAGUUAUCGAGUAAUGGGUCAUGCUGUCGUUGUGUGGGAGUUUGAAUCCAACAAUGGAUGGUUAUCAUACAGUCCGGCAGUGUCGCAAUAUUUGGAGAGGGCGCACGGGAAGAAAUUGACAAGGGUGCUGCUCAGCGAUGCAGAUCCGAAAUUAGAUCAAAUUUAUGUGAAUGUUAGAACUAUGGUUCAGUGUACAGACGAUAUAGGAAUUGGAACCAUUAACGUUCGACGAAAAAUGUACAAACCAACAUCACCAGCUGGACGUGGAACCAAAUGGGAAUGGGCUAGCUCCGGAAAAGAUUGGAUCAGCUACAAUAUGGAAGUACAAUGCAUUAUUGAAGAAGCAUGGGCCAAGGGCGAACAGACACUGGAUUUGGGAAAGUCUAAUCUCGGACUGCCAUACACAAUAAAUUUUUGUAAUUUGACUCAAGUACGACAUCCGAAUGGCCCUAUACGAAAUAUACGUCGGGUACAACAAGCACCAUAUCCCUUAGUUAAAAUCACAUCGCAAUCGAAUCCCUCUACUCCCAUCAUGGAUCUGAGACCCACUUAUGCCACCAGUUUACAAAAUGUCAAUCAAACGAUACCAAAUAUUUCCAUAAAGCCACCAACCAAAUACAAAAUAUCACCGACACCCCCACCUGCAAUAACUGCCACAACUUCAACGUCUACGAAACGUGCACUGAAACCGGCCAAAUCAAAACUUAAUUUAAAUUCCGAUUCGAACACGAUGACAACGCCAGCCAAUUUGGCUCGACAAAUUUUGAAUAAUUUAAACAUUUUCGGCACAAAGUCAGGCUCGUCAUCGACCAAUCAACAUCAACCAUCAACAUCGGCGACUAUAGCAAACGGUCGAGAGCUAUCGUAUCAGCGAAAUAAUUCCAAUCGUUCGCGAUCGUAUUCACGUUCACGGGACCACUACUCGGACGAUUUGUCCAGCCUGAAAUCGUCUCGCCGACCUAGCGUCGACACCGUAUCCACGUAUCUGAGCCAUGAAAGCAAAGACAGUGUACGAAGUCGAAACGUUGGGUCCGUAUCCGAUUUACUAGACUGUUCCAUCGGCAGUGACGAUGUGUUUUCACCUCCACAAAUGGCUGGAUCUAUUGUUGGUGUUGACGCAGCCAGUGAUACAAUUAGUAGAUUUGUCCGCGUCGUUAAUCCACCAAAGAAUCCGAAUGCUCAUCCAUGUCCAAUGUGCCUAGAAGAACUGCGUCACAAUCCGCAAAAUCCAGCCAUAUCGUUAAGUCGUUGCCAGCAUUUGAUGCAUUUGCAAUGUCUGAACGAACUCAUUAUCAGCCAGCAGGAUAAUGUGCAAAAUAUGUACAUUGAGUGUCCGGUGUGUGGUAUCGUUUAUGGUGAAAAAAUUGGUAACCAACCGAAGGGGACAAUGUCAUGGAUCAUAAUACCAAAAAGUUUACCGGGACACGAAGGACAAAACACAAUACAAAUUGUUUACAACAUUGUGUCAGGAAUACAGACUGCCGAACAUCCACAUCCAGGUCGUUCAUUUUUUGCUGUUGGAUUUCCAAGAACAUGUUAUUUACCGGACUGUCCGUUGGGUCGCAAGGUUCUUCGUUUUCUAAAAAUUGCCUUCGAUAGACGACUCCUAUUUUCGAUUGGCCGCUCCGCCACAACUGGUCAUGAGGAUGUGGUGAUUUGGAACAGUGUCGAUCAUAAAACACAGUUUUCAAUGUUUCCAGAUCCAACAUUUUUGCAGCGAACAAUGACCCAAUUGGUUCAUUUGGGUGUAACGGAUUGAGGUAUUUGAGUUAAAAUUAUUUUUUUGUUUAGUAUUCCCCGCAUUUUAGGUUUACGUUUAAAUGUGAUAUUUAAAAAGUGUAAUAAGGCCAUGCCAGCGUAUACGCCUUCGCAAACCCAACAGCAUUUAGCAUUUUAUUAAGGAUUUUCAGUUUUUCCUUUCUAUUUUAUGUAAAUUUUAUGAAAAUUAAUCGCACCUGUUCUAAUCGUUCACAUAAAGUUUAACGUAGGGCAUUAGAAAUGAAAGAAGUUAUUUCCUGUCGAUUCAUUCGAAACGAACUGAAUGCACUUCAAAUUGGCUAGGUCAAUAGUUUGUUUCGCUAACUGGGAACAUCGUUUCUCCGUUCUAGAUUUUUCAUGUGUAAAUUUCGUUAUUAAAAACUGGCUACAAUACUAACAGAACCAGAGCCUACGGGCUUUGUCGUCCCUCAUCGGGUCGCGGAUGGAGACUGAUGCAAUGUUGUUAGAUUUUGUAAGAAUAUUUUUUCUAUGACUUUUUCGUUUGAGCGGGGAAAGCCCUACUGUAUUUCUCAACCGUCACGCAUCUAGAAAAUUCAAAUUGGUGUCACAGAUAACAUAUACAUUACUAGGACUCUUCUAACGCUCAAAAGCAGAGGUUUUAGUCUUGUUUACUAAAUUAUAGUUACCGGCUCUAGGAGUAAUUAUUAAGCCAAUUUAGUAACUUUCUAUUUACAUAUCUACGAGAAAAGAUUAAAAAAUGCCAGUCGGUACCGAAAACUCGGUUUUUAAGUGUGCGCACGGAAAGUUCGAACUUAAUUUUAUUAGCAGUUUCGUAAUCAGGGGUCAAUUCUAGAUGUAACAGUAACAUACCGCCAGGCCUUAAAAUUUCAAAAAAAAUUUGCAUAAAGAUUACACUCUGAGUACGGUACAACCACUAAAAUAAACAUUCUUCAAAAGGCGCCCAGUAAAAUAUUUUAAAUUCAUGUCAAAACUACUUGUGGAGAUCCCCUUUCGUGAUUUCAUGCAAAAGUAGCGAAGGCUCAUGACCUUUCAA
Messenger RNA from Bradysia coprophila, 3410 nucleotides. RefSeq names its product deltex E3 ubiquitin ligase (gene dx). Gene Ontology annotation, biological process: Notch signaling pathway; protein ubiquitination. Gene Ontology annotation, molecular function: zinc ion binding. The record is from RefSeq and is a predicted model, not a curated record. Lineage: Eukaryota; Metazoa; Arthropoda; Insecta; Diptera; Sciaridae.